AUGGAUUCCAAAUACGUGGUUCUCCAAGAGAACUGGGACCAUUUACCUGAUGAUCUUGUGGCGUCCACAGACACAAGCAAAAUAGAUGGCGGUCCUUCUACUCCGCGAGAAUUCCCUCAAUCCCCAUCUUCGAGACGAAACACAAACUACGGCACGGCAUACGCUUCAGUUCCUGGGGUAGAGUUGGAUGAGUUCGACCAUAUAAACGGCGGGAGCCAAUCUUCUCAAUCAAAAAUCUUUGCUGGAGCUGAGUCUCAAGAUCUACCUUCUGUCGACAUCGGGUCUAGUACCGAAUGGCAGUGCCUCUUCACGAUAAUCUUUGGAGUAGCAUGUUCUUUGGCCUGUAUUUUCUGCAGUAUUGGCUUCUGGGUCGUAUUGGCUCCAGCCCCUGGGUUGCCGGUAAUACCUUUACCAGAAGGCUUGCCUGGCGAGGCCCUCUCCCUUAUCGUCAAUAUCAUCCUUACUCAAUGUCUGGAAGGAUUGGCAUAUGUCCAUUCAAUAUCUCUUCGCUGGGCCCUUCUCAAGGAAAGUCGACUCGUUUUCAACACCAACAUCCGCUUGAUCACUAGCUCGAGGCUCUCUCGGCCUAACAGCUGGUACAUCAACUCCAUCUCAGCGAUUCUUUUGAUUCUUUGCUAUGCAGCCACUUCGAUGCUUGUCAUGCCUAGGUUCGACUUGGAUACAGGCAAAUCUUACGAGUCACACAUCAACUUGAUCGCCUUGCUGGCACUUGGACUCGCUCUGUUAUGCCAAGCCCUGUUGGCCAUCUGGUGUUAUUAUAACAAUCUUCAUGACAUUCCCUCGUGGAGCGCCAACCCACUGAAUACCACCAUUACGAUGAUAAACCGGCAAUUUGUACAGCAUAGAAAAGGUCGCUGCAUAUACUCGGUUCAAAUCGAAGACACUUUAGAGGCAAUACCAAUGCUUCCGCGUGAGAAACAACCGAGUCCAUGGCAAAUCAGCACUUCCGCAAGAAAGGCUAUGAUCUUCAUCUGGACUCUGACUGGACUCUCUAUCGUGUGGUUCUUGACAAUCGUCCUCCUCAGCCGAUCCAAUAUGAUAGGUGCCAUCAACGAGGUACAACCUCUGCCCAACUCAAAGUGGCCUUCGAAAUGGCAUUUUUCAUUAGCUUGGGACCCUUAUGCAAACCUCAUCGUGGAAAAUAUCUCUAUGACGACCUAUUUUAACGCAGUUUUCUUCAGUCUGGAUUAUCUCAGGCAAAAUUCAGGCAUGUCAUUUGUUGCUGCGAUUAUAGCCGGUCUUGUAUUUAUCUGCGCAAUUCAAGGACUACAGACCCUCGGACUCCACUGUGCAGAGCUCAUCGUCAACCUGUCCCGCGAUGAAGAUGUAUGGAGAGAUAUUGAUGCUAAAAGCUGGUCUGGCCGUCAGACCAACGUCCUCGAGACCCCGCCCUUCCUCGCUGCACUGAUGAGCUGGAAGUAUGAUAUGCUCCUGAUCUUCAAAUCCCUUCUGCAUUGGCUGCUCGGUCAGUCAUCUCAGCCUUCUUUCGACAGUGCCGAAAACAGAGUUUGGUUCACCAUGAACUAUGCUCGUUUAUUUGUUUAUGUCAUCUGCGCUAUUGUCUUUGGGUUGGCUCUAACGUUUGUCACAUUCAAAAAGCCAAAGGGUCCACAGCCGGCAACGUAUGGUCACAUACAGACUCUUGCAGAUGUUACUGACGACUGGACCUUGAACGAAAAUGGACGCUUUUGGUGGGGAGACAAAGGUAUCACAGAAGGGAUUCGGCACGCGGGCACAAGUUCUCGGAAGGAAAAUCUAGGACCGAUAGAUCCGGAUGCUCCCUACGCUGGUGAGGUGGAAAGUUGA
Messenger RNA from Penicillium verhagenii, 1827 nucleotides. RefSeq lists its product as uncharacterized. The record is from RefSeq and is a predicted model, not a curated record. NCBI's taxonomy places the organism in Eukaryota, Fungi, Ascomycota, Eurotiomycetes, Eurotiales, Aspergillaceae. The transcript has 2 exons. The coding region runs from base 1 to 1827 and encodes 608 amino acids.